This is a messenger RNA of Stylophora pistillata, 2510 nucleotides long. RefSeq lists its product as uncharacterized. Lineage: Eukaryota; Metazoa; Cnidaria; Anthozoa; Scleractinia; Pocilloporidae. The record is from RefSeq and is a predicted model, not a curated record.
CCUUCCUAAAAUUUUCGUGAGCUGACAUCUUCAAACUUGUCAGUCUUUGGCGGGGAAAUCCAUUAGUGACCGACUGAACGUUGUCUUAGUCCCGAAGAAAAUGAUAAAAAUCACCUUGUUACUCGUGUGCUUAGCCCUAACUGAGGGAAGAAAUAUUCAAAGAUUUGUUCGAGAGGAAAAUAGAAACGACACAGCUACAGAUCUCAAGGAUGCAACAGGGAGUGCCGACGAUGCCCCGGAGGUUUCCGAGUUCCAGGCGGACUUAGUCGCUCCUCCCUCGGGACCUAAGCCCCUCGAGGCAAAGUACACAAUCCGAGUAAGACCAAAGUUGAAAAAUGGCGUCCCACAGAUCCAGGAAAUCCGCAUCAUGCCUCCAAGAAGUAACUCCACCAAAGGAUACGUUAAACCAAUGAUGGUGCUAAAGCAAAAUGUAACAAAACCACUCAUUGAAAAUAUCGAGAUUGAUGUUCCUGAGAAGGGGGUCAAGUAUGCAUCGAAACCAAGCGUGGAGGUCAUCGAAGGAAACCACAAGGAGAGGAUGAGAGUCACCAAAGGAGAAGCAGUUGUGGAAAAUGCUGCUCAGAAGUCUGAGACGAAUUCGGAAGAUAAACAAGACAAACCCCAAGAUCAGCUUGGUUCCCAGAACGCAACACAAGCAUCCAAGAAUGUAUCAGAGCCGUCGGCUUCGCAGAAUUCGACAAGUCCUUCGACUUCUCAGAAAGCAUCAGAGAAAUCGACUUCUCAAAAUUCCGCAGGCUCACCAGCUUCCAAAGAUGCACCGCAGCAGUUAAGCCCAAAAGGUACAACGGAGAAGGAUGCUGCUAGUUCACCACAGACACCAGCUGCCCCUCAGAGUGCGCCUAGUGCCGAUAACAAUGCUCCUCAAGCCCAAACUCCCGCCUCUGAUUCAGGGUCAUCUCAAAAUGCACCUCAGCAGUCGCCCUCCAAAGAUUCAACAGCUUCCACACAGGUUCCGGCUGCCCCUCAGGGUACGCCUAGUGCUGAUCACACAGCUCCUCAAUCUCAGACCCCUACCUCUGAUUCAGGAUUAUCCCAAAAUGCGCCUCAGCAGUCGCCCUCCAAGGAUUCAGCAGCUUCCACCCAGGCUCCAGCUGCUCCUCAAAAAACACCCAGUGCUGACCAGACAAUUCCUCAAACCCAGUCCCCCGCCCAAGCUGUGCAGGCUGCUCCUGUCGCCCCAGCUUACUCGCAGCCAGCUCCAGUAGUCUCGGCCCCUCCUGCAGCUGCACCUGCUCCGGCUGCCUAUUACAACGCACCUCAAACUUGCUCCGAUCACAGCAUUUGUGGAAUCUAUCCUGAAGACCGCUGUAGGGAAUCAUGGCUGCAGACAAACUGCAGGCGCAAGUGUAGACUUUGUUCGAAAUAAAACCGAUCAAGAUCUUAAAGUUAAUCUGUUUAGAUAUGGUGUUUAACGCUACUCGAGUGUAAGCAACGAAAGAGAGCUUUAAAGCAAAGAGAGAGAAAAAGAAAACAACAAACAAAAUAUAUAGAGCAUAAUUAGUAGAAGACAAACUCGCCAACUUAAGCCAAAACAAAACAGCAAUUAGGUAAAAAGAGAAGCAAGAAAGAAAAAUACUGAAAAAAAUGAAAAAGACGAAAAAGAAAAUUCAAAAUAGACUGUACGCUGUCAUUCAAGUAUCUUGUUUACUGCAUGAGAUAUUUUUCCUGUUGUGAAAGGAACCUCUAAGAAAUAUGUUAAAAGUUAAGUUUGUAGAGGUCUUCAGCCAGUUCUUUGUUGUUGCUUUUAACUUUUUUAUUUAAUUUUUGGCGAUCAAGCUAUCUCUGUAAGUGAGAAGAGAGUUCAUUUAUAGAGCCUAUCAUACUAUCCUCCUCUUUAUUUCAAAAAAGUGUAUUUUUUUUUUCUGAUUUCAAUGUCCUGCAAGUCAAAGUAGUUGAUCACUUCAAGUGACAAGAAUUUGAUUACUAAUUAAAUCCUGCAGCAAUUCCGUGGUCUACCUGAAUUGAUCUUUUUUUUUUCAGCGAAAAUAUAAGUGUUUUGUUCGGAGUAAAUUGUUGGUUCCGAAUUUGUUUGCGUUUCUGCUUUUUUUUUAUCGGCAGAAAUAUUAACAGUUUAUUUUGAAGUCUUUUUUAACCUCUAACACCCAAGAUCUGAUUGUUAACUCUCCACUUUAGCUGCUACACAUUUUCUUGCAAAUUCGUUGCGAGAAUUUAGUGUUCGAUCAAAAUGCUGGCCUCUAUCAGAUAACUUUGAGCAUUCUCGUUACUUGUUUGCUGAAUAAUGCUCAGAUAUUGUAAGGAGAAGCUAGAAUUUAAUCACUUGAGGAAGUUAAAGGGUUCAGACAUUUCAACCAGCAGUGAAACAGAGCCAAAUUGAGAAGACGCUUAAAUGGCAAACAGACGUGUAUUGUUAUGUAAUUGUUUAGUUUAGUGUUAUAUAGUUUAAAUGAUUUCACAGGCUUCCAUGAUAAUUUACUUCAGUUGUUAGUAAUAUGUUUUAAAACAGAAAUAAAGAUAUAUUAAAUCCCUGA